AGGCUGAACGUGCGCAUUUAAUCAAUUACUUUUACUUUUUAAUCCUCCUAGUUUCUGAAACCAUCCUGGGCUGCACGUCAUGAACCAUGUCACAUAAUUUUCUGUGUAUUGUACACGGUAAAAUAAUUUAAAUUACCAUAGUUAGUGAUGUGGGCUACACCAGAUUCUCCUAGAGUUUUGGUUUGGCUUGGUUUUGAUUUUAGUCCGGCUAUAUAGCCCUCGCUGUCCUGCAACUCCAUUUGUGUCAAGCUGGCCUGGUACCUAUGGGUACCUAGCUCCUAAACCCUAAAUUCCGGUUUUGUCCUGUCACAUCAUUUCAUCACCCUUCUAGCAAACAAGUCUGAGAACUGACUGAGAGAGGCCAGGUUUGCUGUGUUUGCAAUGCACCACACUCCGACUCAGCUUUCAGAACUCUCCUGGCCCCGGUGCCUUUUGGGAUGUGUAGUCAGAGAGGAUUUGAGGCAUGCCGGGAAUAGUAGUUCUCUGGGGCUUCUCCCGGUGGCGGGGCUGCUCGCGGCGUUUUGGGGGGCUCCUGGCCGAGGUGAUUGUGAUUGUGCCAGAAGAGCGCGUCUGGGGUCGACAUCCUCGUGACCGCUCGUACUGAGAGCGGCGGAAGCGAGCGCCGGCGUCCUUACAGGCCCCUUGCGCCUUCAUUGUGCCUAUGGUGCAGAUGAAGAAACCAAGGCACAGUGUGACCCGAGCAUUCGCUGAGCCUGGAUAGGAGCCGUGGACUGGAAGCAGAAUUUACUUCCCAUCUGUGCUGCUUGCUAUGUCUUGUCACUUUGGGUAGACUGGAAUCUCCUUGACUGUCCACCUCAGCCACGUCGACAGCACAGCCCCACCUCUGCUUCACAGAGGACCAGUUCCAAGAAUUCCCAAACAGCCAACACUCAAGUUCUUGAGACAUACUUGGUCAGCACUCAGCUUUCCUUUGGCAGGAGAACUAAGAAGGGAAAUGGCUGUGGAUUUGCUGGCUGCUCGAGGGACGGAGCCUGUGACGUUCAGGGACGUCGCUGUGUCCUUCAGCCAGGAUGAGUGGCUGCAUCUGGACCCUGCUCAGAGAACCCUGUACCGAGAGGUGAUGCUGGAGAACUACAGCAACCUGGCCUCGCUGGGGUUUCAGGCUUCCAUACCUCCCGUGAUUGGCAAGCUGCAGAAAGGGCAAGACCCUUGCAUGGAAAGAGAAGCCCCGGAAGACACCUGCCUAGAUUUCCAGAUUCAGUCGGAGAUAGAAGCGUCGUCCCCUGAACAAGACGUUUUUAUUGAAGGACCAUCUCGUGGGCUGCUAAAGAACAGAUCUACUAAGUGUGCUUACUGGAAAAUCAGCUUUGGAGAGCUUGUGAAAUAUGAGAGGCUAGAGACAGCACAGGAGCAAGAAAAGAAAGCUCACGAGCCAGGGGCAGCUUCCCCCAAGGAAGUCACCAGUGAAGAUGGAAUUCCCACAGACCCUGAGCUCGAGAAGCCCUUGUUCAUGAAUAAAGCACUAGUUUCACAAGAGACCGAUCCCAUAGAAAGGGUCCCUGGUAUGUAUCACACUUCAGAGAAAGAUUUACCACAGGAUUUUGAUUUAAUGAGAAACUUUCAGAUUUAUCCGGGACAAAAACCUUAUGUCUGCAGUGAAUGUGGGAAGGGUUUUAGCCAAAGUCUUCAUCUUCUAGAGCACAAGAGGAUUCACACUGGGGAGAAACCUUACAAAUGCAGUGAGUGUGGCAAAAGCUUCAGCCAUAGAUCUUCCCUCCUGGCUCACCAGAGAACCCACACCGGAGAGAAGCCGUACAAAUGUAGUGAGUGUGAGAAAGCCUUCGGCAGCAGCUCCACACUCAUCAAACACCUGAGGGUGCACACCGGAGAGAAACCUUACCGCUGCCGGGAAUGUGGGAAGGCCUUCAGCCAGUGUUCAACCCUCACUGUGCACCAGAGGAUUCACACUGGGGAAAAGCUCUACAAAUGUGCUGAGUGUGACAAAGCCUUCAACUGCAGAGCAAAGCUCCACAGACAUCAGAGGAUCCACACGGGUGAGAAACCUUAUAAAUGUGCUGAGUGUGGGAAAGGAUACAGCCAGUUCCCAUCCCUGGCUGAGCAUCAGAGACUCCAUACUGGAGAACAGCUUUGCCAGUGCUUACAGUGUGGGAGAACCUUUACACGUGUGUCUACCCUUAUCGAACACCAGAGAAUUCAUACUGGACAGAAACCAUAUCAAUGCAACGAAUGUGGGAAGACCUUCAACCAGUAUUCCUCCUUCAACGAACAUCGGAAGAUUCACACUGGGGAGAAACUUUACACAUGUGAAGAAUGUGGGAAAGCCUUUGGCUGUAAAUCAAACCUUUAUCGGCAUCAGAGGAUCCAUACUGGUGAGAAACCCUAUCAGUGUAAUCAGUGUGGCAAGGCCUUCAGCCAGUAUUCAUUCCUAACGGAACACGAGCGAAUCCAUACUGGAGAGAAGCUCUACAAGUGUAUGGAGUGUGGGAAAGCCUAUAGUUACAGGUCAAACCUCUGUAGACACAAGAAAGUCCACCUGAAAGAAAGGCUCUAUAAAUGGAAAGAAUACGGCACACCUUUCAUCUACGGCUCAUCCCUCGCUCCACAUCAGAGGUGUCUGAAGGGGGAGAAGCCUGAGGACCUUAAUUCAUCCCUCUGAUCCAGGACACAAGCAGAAGAGGAGCAAGUAGAAUGCAAACCACAAGGGAUUUAUCCUUUUCACUUGGACAGCAAUGGUUACCGCUGAGCCAGGGACAGCAGAUGUACAGAGAAUGCCAACAUCAACCAUUUAAAGACUAUUACCAAAACUGUUAAAAAUUCAUAGAAAAAGUAUGAAAGGCCUCAUUUAAAAACCAAAACACAUAAGUAACUGUUGCGUAUAAGCGUUGUUUCAUGAGAGGGUCUUCUCUCUCUGAGAGCUUCUAUGUUAUGAAUUUUCUUUUCAAGGUAGUCUCUGAUGUAGUUAAUAAUGUGGAGAAUUAUGGGGCCUCAGACCCUAAAAUGGUGAGCUGUUUCAGGGAGAAUUCCUUUUCAGACAGAUCCACUACAGAGGAAAAGAAUACUUUGAUUUGUUGUGCAUCAACAAUAAAGCUCUUUAUGAAUUGCCCCUUAUACAACAUACAUGUGUGUAUGUAUGCACAUAUAUUCAUAUAUACACAUUUAGGACUUUUAUGUAUAUAUGGCCAUGUCACUUAACAGUGGGGAUGGAUACAGGCGUCGUUAGAAAAGGCUUCAUUAGGCACUUUCAUGUUUAUAGCAACAUCAUUGCUCCUGCACAGCCCUAGAUACUCUGGGUCAGCCAAUCAGUGUGAUCUUGAGGGGAUCAACAUACCAUACUAAAAAAAAAAUGAGUUUAUAAUUUAAUUACAUUUCUCCCUUCCCUUUCUCCAAACCCUCCUAUACACUCCUCCCCACUCUCCCUCAAAUCCCUGGUCUCUCUUCUUACUAAUUGUUAUGCAUGCAUAUAGCCAUACUUUUUAUAGUAAUUGUUUUUAUUGGUUUGCUUGGUUAUUUUAGGUAGAGUUUCACUACGUAGCCUAGGAUGGCCUUGAACUCACAUAGACCAGGCUGGCUUUGAACUUGCAGUCUUCCUGCAUUAGCCUCCCACAUACUGGGAUUAAAGGCAUGAGCCAUCAUGCUUGGUGUAAAUUUUUUUUAGUAGAAUAUGUAUAUGCUAAGGAUAAAAGUAUAGUAUAGCAAAUGAGUAAGCUGGUAAUGUGGUUUGUCACCAUCACCGUGUGUCAUGUAUGUAUAUAACUGUGUACUGUGAUGUCAUUUGUCACCAUCACCGUGUGUCAUGUAUGUAUGUAACUGUAUCUGCUAUGAUGUCGUUUGUCACCAUCACUGUGUGUCAUGUAUGUAUAUAACUGUAUGCCGUGAUGUUGUUUGUCACCAUCACCGUGUGUCUUGUAUGUAUGUAACUGUAUCUGCUAUGAUGUCGUUUGUCACCAUCGCCAUGUGUCAUGUACUGUAUGUAACUGUGUGCUGUGAUGUCAUCUGACUGCCAGCACAGAGGGUUUGUUUGCACAAAUGAGCAAUGCAUUAUGCCUAAGAGGUUACAAUAGUUACGAAGUCAUGGCAGCUCUGAUGUAUUGGACAAGUAGGGAUUUACCAGACCGGUUGUAGUCUAAUGAGACCAUUGUGAUAGAUGUUGUCUGUCAUAGGCCAAAACAUCAUCACAGGCAAAUGGCUGCAUGCACACACUCAUAUAUAUGUAUGUAUAUGCAUGUGCUGGUGUAUAUACAUAUACAUACAAAGAGUUAGGACAUUUUUUUUCUCUAUAGUCCUUAGUGAUUAAAAAAAGAUUCAGUUUACUAAUUUAGAAUUUACUGUUGCAAAUUAAAAUUUUCUCCCAAAGGAGACUUCUUUCUGACUCUCCUGUGUCUGUAGUAGGAUCUGGUUUGAAUCUAGCUGGAUAGUCUUACAGUGUGAUAGAAGUUGGCCUGAACAGACAGAAGUGGGCAGACUGUCAUCCAGACAGUGUAUUACGCAUUUUAGAAGGCCAGUGUUGACAGAGUCUCCUGCUAUGAACAGGAUCAGAGAGACUUUAACUUAUAACCUUUUAAGAAUCAAAGCCUUCAGCUCUGAUAAUCUAUGAUAGUUAUAGGUUCAUUUCUAUCCUCAAGGCUCAAGAACACUAUUUGUUUUGUAAUCUGUUCCAAUAUUAUUGCUAGAAUGUAAUCAGUUGUCUUUAGUUUCCUCUAGUGUUGGUGUGAGUAGUGGAGUUGAGAACAUGAUCUCCUUCUAUCUCUGAUUCCUUACCUGCCUCUAUACGUAAAUUCUCAAAGCCAACAAGGGUCCAGGUGGAAGUGUCGCUUUGGUAUGUUUCCGUGUACAGCGGCCUUUCUUUUACACAACUUUUAAUACUUUUUUUUUCCGUGUACUGCUGACGACUGAAUCCAGGGCCUUGUACAUGCUCAGGAGAUGCUCCACCACUGAGCUGUACCUGCAGCCCUCAGGAUUUAAGUAUGUACAGAUGAGUAUUUUAUAUUAAACAAUCUACUCAUUAUUUUAAUAUUUUAUGUCUCCCCUAGUCUUAGUUCCUUCAUUCUUUGACUUACCCCAUUGGUUUGUCAUUUUAGAAAUUGCUCUAGGAACAUUAAUUAGACCCUUCCAUCUGAGCAAAAUGUUAGAAUUAAACAGGCAUUCAACACUUAACCGACUUCUUUUAGCUCAUCACAGUAGUUGUAUGUGUUUAAAUGUAUUUGCAAGAAAAAUAAGACUCCAAGGGAAGCUUCGAAUAUCUUCUUGUACCUAGUGAGCCUGCUCAGUGCCCACUACACUGGUUUACAAAUGCCAUUGCCUUCAAAAGGACGAAAUGAACAAUGGCAUGUUUGGAGUAGGAGGAGAACGUAAGUGCACCUAUAGGAUAUUUUUAUUAUAAGACAUCAUUUUAGGGUUAUCGAUAUGAGUAGACACAGGGACUAGCUUGAAGGUCCAUCCUUUGAUCAAACUUAAGGCACUUCAAACCUCAAAAUACCCAUGACAGGGUUGGAUAUAAUAUUUUCUAAAGGUUAAGGGAGAAAAGCUUUUUAUAACAUUUGAAGAAAAGCAUCUUUUAAAUAUAUACAAAGCAAUAAAUGAAAGCCAUUUAACAACUGUCAUCAUUAAAUCUAGCAAAUGUUGAUUGACAGUAAAACCUACUGCAUGAAAGACAGUUAAGGAACAUUGCAUAAUCCCACAAGAGUACAGCGAGGAGAUGCAAAAGAAGCCCUGGCUUUCAUACUGAGAUCUGCAGGCAGAAGUCCCCUCAUCACAGCGGCCACUGUGGCUUCCCUGAGGCCGUAGAAGCAUAUUUUAUUAUUUAUGAUAUCCUGCCAAACCAGUUAGUAAAUGUCUAUGGAAAUGCCUUCUCUAGACUUAUCUUCCUGCUUACAAAGAAAUAAGAGUAACAUGGUAGAUUAUAUGGCAAUAGACAGAUCUAGAGUUUGAGACAUCAGAAAUGAUCAUUAAGCUGUACUUUUCAAAUAGCUAAUAUGUUAGAACAGAAAGAUGCCUGAGACAGCCACGUGCAAAGUGUGAGCUUUUAUUGAGAAAUAAAAUCAGAAGGAACUAUAAGACAUUUGGGGGAUAUUUAGGGAAAUACACAGGUAAAAAUAGGUGUUAGAUACUGUGGUAUGCUUCCUUAGACUAGGUAAAGUAUUGACUUUAUAUUUCCCUAUCAUAUGCAUGCAAAAGUUUUAAGUUGACAAAUCAUAAUGUCUGCAGCAUAUUUUAAAUUGAAACUGUAGGAUCCAUCAGUGGUUGUUGAAUUGUUGUGACCACCCUUUAAACUUGUCUGUACCUAUGUUUCAAUGUAAUAAAAGCUGAGGCAAAAGUGAUUUGUAAA
Molecule: messenger RNA, 6307 nt
Organism: Rattus norvegicus (Norway rat)
Lineage: Eukaryota; Metazoa; Chordata; Mammalia; Rodentia; Muridae
Gene: Zfp354c
Product: zinc finger protein 354C
Biological process (GO): regulation of DNA-templated transcription; negative regulation of transcription by RNA polymerase II
Cellular component (GO): nucleus; cytoplasm; nuclear membrane
Source: RefSeq, a predicted model, not a curated record